AGGUGGCAUCUGUGAAACUUAUCGUCUGCUCCCGUGGAUGCCGACUAGAAGAGCUCCAGAGAGGAAGCUGGCAGGCUGACAACAGGCAGAUACAGGACGGACUUUCUGGCUACUGACCAUUUAGCUGUGGCAUACCCGGAUUGUGUGUAGGUGGGAAAUCGACAAUGAGCUCCGUUGCAGUUCUGACCCAGGAGAGCUUUGCUGAGCACCGCAGCGGACUAGCUCAGCAGCAAGUGAAAGUUGCUGCUUUAAAUUCCGAAGAAGACAAUGAUCCUCCGACCUACAAGGAUGCCUUCCCCCCACUCCCUGAAAAAGCUGCUUGUUUGGAAGCUUCCCAGGAACCUGCUGGUGCUUGGAGCAACAAAAUCCGACCAAUUAAGGCCUCAGUCAUCACUCAGGUGUUCCACGUCCCCCUGGAAGAAAGAAAGUACAAGGACAUGAACCAGUUUGGGGAAGGUGAACAAGCCAAGAUUUGCCUGGAGAUCAUGCAGAGAACCGGUGCCCACCUGGAGUUGUCUCUUGCCAAGGAUCAAGGCCUUUCCAUCAUGGUCUCCGGCAAACUGGAAGCAGUCAUGAAGGCUCGGAAGGACAUUGUCGCUCGGCUGCAGACGCAAGCUUCUGCGACCGUUCCCAUUCCCAAGGAGCAUCACCGCUUUGUCAUCGGGAAGAAUGGAGAGAAGCUCCAGGACCUGGAGCUGAAAACCGCAACCAAAAUCCAGAUCCCCCGCCCCGAUGACCCCAGCAACCAGAUCAAGAUCACUGGCACCAAGGAAGGGAUAGAGAAGGCCCGGCACGAGGUCCUCCUCAUCUCUGCUGAGCAGGAUAAGCGUGCUGUGGAGAGGCUAGAUGUGGAGAAGGUGUUCCACCCCUUCAUUGCUGGACCCUACAACAAACUGGUUGGCGAGAUCAUGCAGGAAACGGGGACGAGGAUCAACAUUCCCCCGGCCAGCGUCAAUCGGACGGAGAUCGUCUUCACGGGAGAGAAGGAACAGUUGGCCCAGGCUGUGGCCCGCAUUAAAAAGAUCUAUGAAGAGAAGAAAAAGAAGACCACAACCAUUGCCGUGGAGGUAAAGAAGUCUCAGCACAAAUACGUCGUCGGGCCCAAAGGCAAUUCCUUGCAGGAGAUAUUAGAGCGAACCGGAGUUUCAGUUGAGAUCCCACCUACAGACAGCAGCUCGGAGACUGUGAUACUGCGUGGCGAGCCCGAGAAGUUGGGACAGGCGUUGACUGAGGUCUACGCCAAGGCCAACAGUUUUACAGUCUCCUCCGUCUCUGCCCCUUCUUGGCUUCACCGUUUCAUCAUCGGCAAGAAAGGACAGAAUCUGGCCAAAAUUACUCAGCAGAUGCCAAAGGUUCACAUAGAAUUCACUGAAGGAGAGGAUAAAAUCACUCUGGAAGGACCAACUGAGGAUGUGAAUGUGGCUCAAGAACAAAUUGAGAUCAUGGUCAAGGAUUUAAUUAACCGGAUGGAUUAUGUAGAGAUCAAUAUUGACCACAAAUUCCACAGGCACUUAAUUGGGAAGAGUGGUGCCAACAUUAACAGAAUCAAAGACCAGUACAAGGUCUCUGUACGAAUCCCUCCUGAUAAUGAAAAAAGUAACCUGAUCCGAAUUGAGGGAGACCCUCAAGGAGUACAACAGGCCAAGAAAGAGCUGCUGGAACUUGCUUCCCGUAUGGAAAACGAACGUACCAAGGAUUUAAUCAUUGAGCAGAAAUUUCAUCGAACAAUCAUCGGGCAAAAAGGUGAACGAAUCCGUGAAAUUCGUGACAAAUUCCCCGAGGUCAUCAUCAACUUCCCGGACCCGGCGCAAAAAAGUGAUAUUGUCCAACUAAGAGGGCCCAAGAAUGAGGUGGAAAAAUGCACCAAGUAUAUGCAGAAGAUGGUGGCAGAUCUGGUUGAGAAUAGCUAUUCUAUUUCCGUUCCAAUCUUCAAACAAUUCCACAAGAAUAUCAUUGGAAAAGGAGGGGCAAACAUCAAAAAAAUCCGUGAGGAGAGCAACACUAAGAUUGAUCUUCCAGCAGAGAAUAGCAACUCGGAGACAAUAGUCAUCACAGGCAAGCGAGCAAACUGUGAAGCCGCUCGCAGCCGAAUUCUUUCCAUCCAGAAAGACCUGGCCAACAUUUCAGAGGUGGAGGUUUCUAUUCCUUCCAAGCUUCACAACUCCCUCAUUGGUGCCAAAGGUCGUUUCAUCCGCUCAAUCAUGGAGGAGUGUGGUGGGGUUCAUAUUCACUUUCCAACAGAAGGUUCAGGUAGUGACACGGUCACCAUCAGAGGUCCUGCCCAGGAUGUGGAAAAAGCCAAGAAACAACUGCUGCACCUGGCUGAAGAGAAGCAAACGAAGAGUUACACCGUGGACCUCCGAGCCAAACCAGAGUAUCACAAAUUCUUAAUCGGCAAAGGGGGUGGCAACAUCCGCAAGGUUCGCGACAACACUGGAGCCCGCAUCAUCUUUCCCACUUCGGAAGACAAAGAUCAAGAGCUAAUUACUAUCAUGGGGACAGAGGAGGCUGUCAAGGAGGCCCAGAAGGAACUGGAGGCUCUUAUCAAAAACCUGGAUAAUGUGGUGGAAGACUUCUUGCUCGUGGAUCCCAGGCAUCACCGCCAUUUUGUCAUUCGAAGAGGGCAGGUUUUGCGGGAGAUUGCAGAGGAGUACGGCGGCGUCAUGGUCAGCUUCCCACGGUCCGGGACACAGAGCGACAAGGUCACGCUCAAAGGAGCCAAGGAUUGCGUGGAGGCGGCAAAGAAACGCAUUCAGGAGAUCAUUGAGGAUCUGGAAGCUCAAGUGGUAAUAGAGUGCGCCAUCCCCCAGAAGUUCCAUCGCUCCAUCAUGGGCCCCAAAGGUUCCCGAAUCCAGCAGAUCACUCGGGACUUCGGGGUUCAGAUCAAAUUCCCCGACAGGGAAGAGACUCCAGCUCCCAAUGCAGAGCCAGCUGUUCAGGAAAACGGGGAAGAAAGCGCUGAGGGGAAGGAGGUGAAGGAGGCGGACCCCAGUUCUCCGAAGAAGUGUGACAUCAUCAUCAUCUCUGGCCGCAAAGAGAAGUGUGAAGCAGCCAAGGAUGCUCUUGAGGCUCUGGUUCCUGUUACCAUUGAGGUAGAGGUGUCUUUUGAUCUUCACCGUUAUAUCAUUGGUCAGAAGGGAAGUGGAAUCCGCAAGAUGAUGGAUGAAUUUGAGGUGAAUAUCCAAGUCCCAGCCCCUGAGCUGCAGUCUGAUAUAAUUACUAUCACUGGACUGGCUGCAAACUUGGACCGAGCCAAGGCUGGAUUACUGGAACGAGUGAAGGAGUUACAGGCCGAGCAAGAAGAUCGUGUUUUGAGAAGUUUUAAACUGAACGUCACCGUCGACCCCAAGUAUCAUCCUAAAAUUAUAGGGAGGAAGGGGGCAGUCAUCACCCAGAUUCGCAUGGAACACGAAGUGAACAUACAGUUUCCAGACAAGGAUGAUGAAAACCAGUCGCAGGACCAAAUCACCAUCACGGGUUAUGAGAAGAACACGGAAGCCGCCCGCGAUGCCAUCAUGAAGAUCGUGGGUGAACUAGAACAGAUGGUCUCAGAGGACGUCCCCCUGGACCACCGUGUUCAUGCCCGGAUCAUUGGAGCUCGUGGCAAAGCCAUCCGCAAAAUUAUGGAUGAAUUCAAGGUGGACAUCCGUUUCCCUCAGAGUGGAGCCCCCGAUCCCAACUGCGUCACGGUGACUGGACUCCCCGAUAACGUGGAGGAAGCGAUCGAUCACAUCCUCAACCUGGAGGAGGAAUACCUGGCCGACGUGGUGGACAAUGAGGCUAUACAAGUGUAUAUGAAACCAUCCACUCAUGAAGAAUCCAAGGCCCCAUCCAAGGGCUUUGUGGUGAGAGAUGCUCCCUGGACAGCGGGCAACAAUGAAAAGGCUCCAGAUAUGAGCAGCUCUGAAGACUUCCCUAGCUUUGGGGCUCAAGUGGCCCCUAAGACUCUCCCCUGGGGACCCAAACGAUAGUAAUCUGAAGGCAGAAUCAGCUCUUCCAGCCUGCUGACCUGAAACUACCCCACCACCAAGUACUUCGCCUUGAAAUCUGACCUAGCAGCUGGAUCCCAUGUCAAUUUUUGCCCCCGUGAGGUCUCGUAGUGAAGCCGGAGUGCUGGAUCCUGUGUGCUUCCCUGAGUUCUCAUUGAUUUCCUUAGCGUCCGGUUUGCACUCAGGAUGGGCUCCUUGGCCCUCCGCUUUGGGACAGGCUUUCCACAUUCUUUUGAACACUAAAACCACCAUUAAUUAAACGAUUUCUUAAUAAAGUAACUCAGACUUUCUAAGCUCCAUCGCCCACUCAGCAUGCCAUUAAGCACUCUGACCUUCAUUAUGAGAUCUCCACAACUGUGGCUAGGAGUCUUACUUCCUGUGUCAUGACCUCAGGAAAUAAAUUUCCUUGACUUUGUAAAAGCCAAAA
Molecule: messenger RNA, 4416 nt
Organism: Tachyglossus aculeatus (Australian echidna)
Lineage: Eukaryota; Metazoa; Chordata; Mammalia; Monotremata; Tachyglossidae
Gene: HDLBP
Product: high density lipoprotein binding protein
Exons: 28
Coding region: 165-3971 (1268 amino acids)
Cellular component (GO): cytoplasm; nucleus
Molecular function (GO): mRNA binding
Source: RefSeq, a predicted model, not a curated record